Messenger RNA from Eutrema salsugineum, 2540 nucleotides. RefSeq names its product pentatricopeptide repeat-containing protein At4g35130, chloroplastic. The transcript has a single exon. Gene Ontology annotation, molecular function: zinc ion binding; protein binding; RNA binding. The record is from RefSeq and is a predicted model, not a curated record. Gene Ontology annotation, biological process: RNA modification. The coding region runs from base 104 to 2518 and encodes 804 amino acids. Lineage: Eukaryota; Viridiplantae; Streptophyta; Magnoliopsida; Brassicales; Brassicaceae.
GAACAAAAAAAUCCCGCGGGAAAAUGAAGAUGCAAAGGAAGACGACGAGAGACAAAUUUGAUCUCCUCCCAAUCUCCUUGAAUCUCAGUUUCCAGAGCUAAUCAUGGCUGCGACUCUUUUGUCUCGAUGCUACCGUAUCUACAAUUGCGAUGCGUGCAAAUGUGUUUCUUCCGAGAAUCACCAGACGACAGGGAAGCGAAAUUGGAACCGGAAUCUCGUAUUCGACCGGAGAUUCUCGAAUCCAGCCCGGAUAGCUCUUCGGGAACGAUCCAGGCUAACUAAGCUCAAUGAUCUUGCGCUCAAGCGCGCGCUACGCGAGUUUGCCGAUUCCGGCCUCAUGGAGGAUGCACUCCACCUGUUCGAUGAAAUGAACAAAGCUGAUGCUUUCGUGUGGAAUGUGAUGAUCAGAGGUUUCGCUAGCUGUGGGUUGUAUCACGAAUCGGUUCAAUUUUAUUGCAGGAUGGUGUUUGCAGGAAUCAAAGCCGAUUCCUUUACUUAUCCGUUCGUGAUCAAGUCGGUUGCCGGAAUUUCGUCGUUGAAAGAAGGAAAGAAGGUUCACGCGAUGGUUAUCAAGCUUGGGUUCUAUUCAGAUGUUUACGUAUGUAAUUCUCUUAUAUCCUUGUACAUGAAGCUCGGAUGCGCGUGGGAUGCAGAGAAAGUGUUCGAAGAAAUGCUUGAGAGAGAUGCAGUCUCGUGGAAUUCCAUGAUUUCUGGGUAUCUUGCGCUUGGAGAUGGCUUACGCUCGCUGAUUCUGUUUAAAGAAAUGCUGAAAUGCGGGUUUAAACCGGAUAGGUUCAGUACCAUGAGCGCUCUAGGUGCUUGUUCUCAUGUUUAUAGUCCAAAAAUGGGAAAGGAGAUACAUUGCCACGCUAUUCGAAGUAGCAUUGAAACGGGUGAUGUUAUGGUGUUGUCAUCAAUUCUUGACAUGUACAGUAAAUAUGGUGAAUUGAUCUGUGCAGAGAAGGUAUUUAACGGUAUGAUCCAGAAGAACAUCGUAGCUUGGAACAUUAUGAUCGGAUGUUAUGCUAGAUAUGGGCGGGUCAUUGAUGCUUUUCUUUGUUUUCAGAAAAUGUCAGAGGAAAAUGGGUUGCGACCAGAUGUUAUUACAUUGAUAAAUCUGCUUCCUGCUUGUGCUAUCUUAGAGGGUCAAGCGAUUCACGGGUACGCAGUGAGGAGGGGCUUUCUUCCUCAUAUAGUAUUGGAAACUGCUCUGAUUGAUAUGUAUGGAGCAUGCGGGCUGUUAGAAGCAGCUGAGGUUAUAUUUGAUCGAAUGGCUGAGAAGAAUUUGGUCACAUGGAACUCGAUUAUUGCUGCUUAUGUGCAGAACGGGAACAACUAUUCAGCUUUGGAGCUAUUUCAAGAGCUCUGGGAUUCAUCGCUUGUGCCUGAUUCCACAACAAUCGCUAGUAUUCUACCAGCUUAUGCAGAGUCUCUCUCCCUGAGUGAAGGUAGACAACUUCAUGCUUAUAUCGUAAAAGCCAGGUACGGGUCAAACACUAUCAUCUUGAAUUCACUCGUCCACAUGUAUGCCUUGUGUGGAGACCUCGAGGAUGCAAGAAAAUGUUUCGACCACGUCCUGUUCAAGGAUGUUGUUUCAUGGAACAGCAUCAUCAUGGCCUAUGCGGUACACGGUUUCGGGAGAAAUUCGAUUUGCUUAUUCUCAGAGAUGAUGACUACUGGAGUAAAUCCAAACAAGAGCACCUUUGCCUCGCUAUUAGCAGCAUGUAGCAUUUCCGGUAUGAUCGAUGAAGGCUGGGAUCAUUUCAAUUCAAUGAAAAGAGAAUACGGGAUCGAUCCUGGAAUAGAGCAUUAUGGGUACAUGCUGGAUCUCAUUGGUCGUACAGGAAACUUUAGCUCAGCCAAGAGAUUCAUUAAGGAAAUGCCAUUUGUGCCAACAGCUCGAAUCUGGGGAUCCUUGUUAAACGCAAGUAGAAACCACAACAACAUUACCGUAGCUGAAUUCGCAGCAGAGCAGAUCUUUAAGGUGGAACACGAUAACACGGGAUGCUAUGUCUUGCUUUUGAAUAUGUAUUCAGACGCUGGAAGAAUGGAAGAUGUUAAUAGGAUCAGGCUUCUCAUGAAUAGCAAAGGUAUAUCAAGAAAAACGAGUCGCAGUACUGUUGAGACGAAGCACAGAACUCAUGUGUUCAUAAACGGAGACAGAUCCCACGCGGAGACAAACAAGAUCUAUGAAGUCUUAUAUAUUGUCUCGAGGAUGAUUGAGGAUGAAGAAGACAGUUAUGCUCACUGUGUUUCGAAGUUGAGACCAGAGACUCUAUUGAAGAGAAGAAGCAGUUCAACAAAAAGACAUUCGGUAAGACUCGCCACGUGUCUUGGAUUGAUCUCUACGGAAACAGGAAGACCAGUUAUGGUGAGGAACAACACGAGAAUCUGCAGAAAAUGUCACGAGUUCUUGGAAAAGGCUUCGAAAUUGACCAGAAGAGAGAUCGUUGUGGGAGAUUCCAAGAUUUUUCAUCAUUUCUGUAAUGGUCGUUGCUCGUGUGGAAACUACUGGUGAAAGAAAACCUGGUUGUCUAGUA